CUCUGGGUGUUGAACUUGUAGACGCAUCGCUGCUCAAGUGGCGCAUGUCUUGGGCCACAGAAAGUGCUCUGUCAAUGUCUUGCGACUCUUGCGACUGUUUGACGCUUUUCGACCGAAAUGGAACUCCUUGUCCUGGUGGUUGCGCUGACCCAAGUGGUGGGUGUUCCUCGGGAGUCACCAGAUUUCGACCCUGAGCUGCAUGUGCCGGACAUGUCUUCAUCUGAGGAGGUGCCACAAGAAGACCGUCGUGAAUCCGAGAAGGGAUGCCAUUGGACUUCUCGGCUAAAAAUGGAGCUAUGUGGCGGAGAUGGCUGCCACGAGUCUGAAAUCUUGGCCUUUGACUUCCAGCGUCGUGCGUGGGAAUAUUACGAGGGAAAGGCGUCGGCACCGCCUUUGGAAGAAGCUUCCUUGAUCAUGAGCAUGCCAGUUGAAGAAUUGCAUGGUGCUUUCCAGCUUUGCCCUGGGAUGGUCGUCUCUGGGCUGCUGCUGGCUGCGGAAGCGCUCUAUUUUUCCGGCCCUCCCAAAACAGACUCCAAGACGGAUCCAUUGCGCAUGGCCAAGAGCUACAUGCAAUUCCUGCUCAAUUCAGACAGAGAGGAGUUCAACAUCAUGACAGAGAUGUGGCCAGUUCUUGAGGGACAGCAUCAGGCAGAAGCUGCUUAUGCCCAAGCUUUGACGACCACCUCACCUCCCUCCGUGGAUAUAGUAAUUGCCCGCUGCAGUACGACUCUUCGCUGGCUUUGGUCCUUACCUUUCCCACCACAGGCGAGGAUUGUGGUGUACUGCAAGUGCAAAGAGGAGGAAGGAGGCCUGGAGAGGCAGCUUGAAGGCAUCGUAAACCAAGUGGCGCAAGUGUUGGUGGUGCCGCUGCAGGAUGAGGGGAAAUGGAUGACAGGUGAGUGCACAGCCUACCUGCAACACAUUUUGAAUGGCUUGGCCGCAACUGCACCGUUGAAUUACUUGGCAGACUACACCAUCUUUAUUCAUGAUGAUGCGCCCAGACACCUGAAGCCAGACUUCCUAUCAAUUGUGUUCCGAAGCCUGGCCAUGGGAUCAUAUUCAGCAGAUUAUUUGAACAUUGCGCAUGAGCGCUAUGUAUCUGCGUCCACUCCUUGCCUCAAGUCACUCUAUAAGAUGGUCUUUGGAAAGGACUUGGAGGGACGUUUGUCGACCUACUGCUGUGGCCAUUUUGUGGUCAGUUCCAAACGCAUUCGCAGCCUGCCUGUGCAUCAUUUGCACAACCUUUUGGCAGCAGUGACUACGGGUGCUUACACGGCACUGGCUGGUGGGAUUUGCGAAGUUGCACAUAUGCCCUGCUAUGUUGUGGAAUACUUGUGGCAUGUCCUGCUGGGUGAGUCCGGACGGUUGCCCUGGCGAUCUGAAGACAUUCGUUUGCCGCUGGCAUUGAGAUUUGAGGGAGGGAGAGAUACACGCCUACCAUCUCCUCUGAGAUUUUCGUCCUACAUGCAAGCCAAGCUGGGCUAAGCAGCUGCAGAACUGUCAUCCUCGACACCGUUCUGAAGAUGAUCGCUUUGCCUGAACGACGUGUCAGUCACCGGCACGCGCUUGGGGGGGAGUGCCUCCCGCGACCGGUCAACAUGAUGGCGUACCAACAGCAGAGGCAUGGAAUUGCGGAACCGAUGCCAGGAAACCCAAGAUGAAGAGACCCUUGGAAGCUCUGGAUGCAGCUUCUGCAGCUGUGAGGUAUGCCAAAA
This is a messenger RNA of Cladocopium goreaui, 1715 nucleotides long. The record is from the annotation of a GenBank genome assembly. Lineage: Eukaryota; Dinophyceae; Suessiales; Symbiodiniaceae.